Molecule: messenger RNA, 3019 nt
Organism: Acanthopagrus latus (yellowfin seabream)
Lineage: Eukaryota; Metazoa; Chordata; Actinopteri; Spariformes; Sparidae
Gene: rapgef3
Product: Rap guanine nucleotide exchange factor (GEF) 3
Exons: 27
Coding region: 117-2957 (946 amino acids)
Biological process (GO): positive regulation of GTPase activity; Ras protein signal transduction
Cellular component (GO): plasma membrane
Molecular function (GO): guanyl-nucleotide exchange factor activity
Source: RefSeq, a predicted model, not a curated record
CACACUCGCUCACACACACACUCAGCAGUGCGCCUGUGCUGCGAGGGGAUGGCCGAGCUGAGGUAGACGCGUCCUGCCUGGCGAGAUAAACCUCCGUGUGCGUUUGGUUGUUUUGGAUGCAGGGAGCACACGAACACACAGCCCAGCCCAGGUUUUUUGAGGGGACAACAUGCGGAGUCCUGAGCGGACAGUGUCGCUGCGUUGUGCCGUCGCUGUGCAGCAGUAAACGAGGAGGUGCCGGCGCGGUCCGCUGCUGCGCCCUGGAUAAUGUCUGGACUCGCAGAGCCCGAGUGCGCAGAUCUGCUGACUGGGAAAGUUGUCCUCCGCUCGUCUUUUGGGAUCUGAGACAAAAGAUGCAUCUGUUUCGGAGUCAUAAUUAUCAAGUGUUCCCGGACCGACACUCAGGGGAGACGCCGACCAUACGAGGCAUCAGCUGGACUCCGCUGCCUGAGGCCUUAAAUUCAAAGGACACGAUGAAGCAGUUUCUGUCAGAUCGUGUCGUGAAGGCGGCGAGAUCCCUGUACAGCAUCAUGAUCGAGAGGAACCCCGGUCUGAUCCGAGACAGGAAGUAUCACCUCAAAACAUACAGACAAUGCUGCACUGGAAAGGAGCUUGUCGACUGGCUGAUGAAACAAAAUGACUGCCUGCAGUCCAGAAGCCAGGCAGUCGGGAUGUGGCAGGUGUUGGUGGAUGAAGGAAUCCUUGUUCAUGUCAAACAUGAGUUGAACUUCCUGGACAAGGACACCCAGUUCUACCGCUUCCAGGACGCAGAGUGCGGCCUGAACCACACGACGAACGAGAGGGAGUCGGACGACGAGCUGCAGGAGAGCCUGUCGCUGCUGUCUCAGCUCGGUCCGGACGCCCUGCUCACUAUGAUCCUACGCAAAUGUCCGAGUCAGAGGAGCGCUGAGGACCUGGAGGUCAUCUACGAGGAGCUGCUUCACGUCAAGGCUGCGGCUCAUCUCUCCACCUCAGUGCGUAAGGAGCUGGCGGCGGUGCUGGUCUUUGAAUCACAUGCCAAGGCCGGAACAGUCUUGUUCAGUCAGGGGGACAAAGGCACUUCCUGGUACAUCAUCUGGAAAGGUUCUGUCAAUGUGAUCACACACGGGAAGGGCCUGGUGACCACGCUGCACGAGGGCGAGGACUUUGGGCAGCUAGCGCUGCUGAACGACGCGCCUCGCGCCGCCACCAUCAUCUUGAGAGAAGACAACUGCCAUUUCCUCCGCGUUGAUAAGCAGGACUUCAUCCGCAUCCUCAAGGAUGUUGAGGCGAACACAGUGCGACUUGAGGAGCACGGGAAGACUGUGCUGGUGCUGGAGAAGAGCUCCGACUGGGCCGAGCAGGGAGGAGCGGGAAACAACAGCAAGUACACAGUCAUGUCAGGGACACCUGAGAAAAUCCUGGAGCACCUGUUGGAAACAGUCAAGCUGGACUCUAAUGGAAAUGACGCCAUAGAUCCCUGCGUGAGCGACUUUCUGCUCACCCACAAAGUCUUCAUGCCCUCCAGCCUGCUGUGUCCCGCACUGCAGCACCAGUACAAGGCAGAGCUCUCAGAGGGCUCCGAGCAGGAGAAGGCGUCCUACAUUCUCACCACAAAGCAGAAGGUAGUGAAGCUGAUCGGCCAGUGGGUGGCGCUGUACGGCCCCCUGCUGAAAGAGGACCCCAUUGCUAUGGACUUCCUGGAGAGGCUGAAGAAGGAGGUGGCCGCUGAUUUCCGUCUGAGCAGCGUGCUGAAGGAAUUUCGGGAGAGAAGGAGAACAAAGAUAUUGGAGAAUGGAUACCAGUCACUGAGCAGGAACCAGCAGUUUGAUUGGUUUUCAAACUGCGAGGAGCCGGUGGGGAGGCUGCAGCCAAUCAGAGCGCACGAUAAAGUUCUGUAUGAGAUCUACCGGCCGGACAACAAACCUCUCACCCUGAUGCUCCCCGUGAACACGUCUGUGCAGGACGUGAUGUCGGCAAUCGUCAAACCUGGAGGAGAUCACGUCCUGGUCAAAAUGAACUCCACGGGAGAAAGAGCUCAGCUGAAGCUGGAUGCCACUGCGGUCUACACAGCGCUGGGACUCAACGAGAGACUGUUCAUCUGCACGAGCAGCCAAGUGGAUCAGCUGACGCCUCUGAAGGAGCAGCAGGGUCCAGAGCGAGGAACGACCGACGUCCUGGAACAGAUGAGCUCUAAAGACAUCGCCACUGAACUCACCAAUUACGACUGGGAACUGUUCACCGCCAUGCACGAGGUGGAGCUCGUCUACUACGUGUUCGGCCGGCACAAGUUCCCCGGCGCCAUCACGGCUAACCUGGAGCGCUUCGUGCGGCGCUUCAAUGAGGUGCAGCACUGGGUGGUGACAGAGCUGUGCCUCUGUGAAGACCUGGUGAAACGAGCCGUUCUGCUCAAGAAGUUCAUAAAGAUCGCAGCAGUAUUAAAGGAGCAGAAGAAUCUCAACUCGUUCUUCGCGGUGAUGUUCGGCCUGAGCAACAGCGCAGUGCACAGGCUUUACAAGACCUGGGAGAGAAUCCCCAGCAAGACAAAAAGAGUUUACUGUGCAUUUGAGAGACUGAUGGAUCCCUCACGGAACCACCGGGCCUACAGACUGGCUGUGGCCAAACUCAGUCCGCCCUACAUCCCCUUCAUGCCUCUGCUGCUCAAAGACAUGACAUUCAUCAACGAGGGAAAUCCAAACUACGUGGAAAAACUGGUCAAUUUUGAGAAACUGCGCAUGAUCGCCAAGACGGUGAAAAUAGUUCGAGGAUGCAGAAGCCAGCCGUACGUGCCGUCGUCUCCACAGAGGGGGCUGGCAGACCGGAUGUUUCUGGAAGGGCCUGCGACGCGUAUAUCUACAUACUCGAACCACGCCCUCCCUCUGCAGAGCCCCACCAACAUCCGGCACUACAUUCAGAACCUGAAGGUGAUCGACAGCCAGCGCAAACUCACACAGCUGUCGAGAACGAUAGAGUGCUAGGACUUCAUCCCGCCAGUGCGCCACGACUCUGUAAAACUGUAGCACGAAUCUGAAAAAAAAAA